This is a messenger RNA of Myxocyprinus asiaticus (Chinese sucker), 3022 nucleotides long. RefSeq names its product RPA1 related single stranded DNA binding protein (gene radx). Gene Ontology annotation, molecular function: single-stranded DNA binding. Lineage: Eukaryota; Metazoa; Chordata; Actinopteri; Cypriniformes; Catostomidae. Gene Ontology annotation, cellular component: replication fork. The transcript is spliced from 14 exons. Bases 323 to 2857 code for a protein of 844 amino acids. Gene Ontology annotation, biological process: regulation of DNA repair. The record is from RefSeq and is a predicted model, not a curated record.
AACCACGAACGCGUCGCGCGCUCUUUAUUUGUUUACGUCUCGAGCUAAGUUUAAUAGCAAUAUAUUACAUGAGAGUCCUAAUGAGCCAUAAAAUUUACUGAUUGCAUAAAAGUGUAGCAUUUAAAAAACUGAAGGGAGAAAAGUCUGUACAUAUCAAAUACGCGUGUAAGCCUAUCACAUACCGUCACAUUCAUAUUCUCACAUAUUGUACACAUUGAAUGACAGGUAUUCAUUAUAACUUCAUUGGGUGGUUGCAUCUGGUUCGGGACAGAUUAUGUAGUGUUUGAGUCAGGAUCAGUAUCAGGACGUUCUGCUCUCAGUGAUGGCAGGUCCAGCGUAUACUAGUGACCACGGGUCUAGUUCUGCUCUUCAGGCGGUGCUGGAGCAGCUGCAGUCCGCACACGCUCUGUCCCUGACCCUCCCCAGUCCGCUGUGCGUGGCUGUCGUCGUUUUGAACCGCUACCUGAGCCUACAACAUCCCGCCGCUGAGUCCUACAGCUACGAUAUAACGGUAACGGACGGUCGGUGGCGAGUGAAGUGUCAGUUGGCGGAGAGUCUGAACCGGUUGGUCUGGACGGGCUCACUGCGCUGCGGUACUGGGGUUCUGGUGGCCCAGCUGUCUGUGAUCCACGAUGAGACGAGGUUGUGUCACAGUUACCUGAGGAUAGACUGCAUCCACAGCGUCGUGGAGCUCCCUGAGAGGUUUCUGUCCAUAAAAGACGUCGGGAAUAUCCCGCAGUGGAGUCGGAAUGAUGUGAGUCGAACUGAUGAACCCCUCCAGCUGGGCAGAAAACAUUAUUUGUCCCUGUGGAUAAACGAUGAUCCUUAUGGUAGCGUGUGGAUUCCCAACAGCCCUCCGCCAGAAGUGGUUAUUGAUGUGUCUAAAAUCACUCUACUUGCGGAUCUGGAUGCAUUCUUUCACAGCUCCAGACGGCCACUCCCACUGCUGGUCAGAAUUCUGCACAGAUCCAGGAUCAAGUACUAUGGAAAACCAGGACAAAGUAUUGACUUCCCAUUUCAAGUAUACUAUGAGGUGGCUGAUCAGAGUGGGAUCAUGUCUCUGGUUUUGUGGAAUGAUCUUUGUCCUGAGUGGUACAAUCGACUGACAGUGGGCUCGGUUCUGUACCUGCAGCAGUACACUUUGAAACACAGUUAUCAAAACCGCUCCAGACCGCAGAUCAACACGCUCUCUCUCAUGGCUUUUCGCUCCAUUGAGAUCUGCUUGAAUCCUCGAAGUCCUGCAUCAAUAGUGACGGUGAUUCCACCGAAAAGUGUUCAGCCUCAGUGGGGCCUUCCUGAUGUCCCAUACAACUUUAUCACAAGGUCAGAGGUGGAGGCGUUAAACAGUAACUAUGCCUGUGACAUCAUUGGUCUUGUGACAUAUGUGGGACGCAUUGAGCGAAUCAGAAGCAAGGAAAAGUCAGGACCUGAGAAGUUCUGGGCGUAUCGAUGGGUACAUGCAGUGGAUGGCACAGCUGACUCUCCCUUUAUCUUGGAGAUCUUCUCGACAUCCCAGCCAGAGAUCUUCAACAAUAUCUGCCCCAUGACGUAUCUGGUGUGCACUCAGAUGAGGGUGUGUCAGGUGGUGGGCAGUUCUGUCUAUCUCACCAGUAGCACAGAAACUCAGCUCUUCAUUACAGGCUGUCACAAAAAGCAGCCAUAUGUCAAUGAGCCAAAGGUAAAAGCAUUCAUCCAGUGGACUAAGACACUUAAGGACAGUGUCAUGCUGCGGAGGACUGCUGUCGGAGGACAAUACUGCUAUCCUCCUGGCCAACCUACCUUCACACAAACCACCAUUAACAACACAGCCAAUGAGACAUCAAUAACAGCCGUUGCUGAUCUGAAGGGAGAGCUAGAGAGUAUGCAGUAUCGGGAGCAUAGGAGAGUGGCCAUACAGGGCUAUGUGGCCGCAGUGCAGUACCACAUCUGGCCACCAGGGGAACCACACCCUGGAGCCAACACUGUACAAGGCACAUCACAAAGUGCGCAACAGCUGGAAGGUGUCAGUGAUGCUAUAGUGGUAAGGCCUCUCUCCACAGGGGAUGAGGGGUUUGUAGAACAGGGAGAAAUGGACUCAAUAUCAUCCGAUUCUGACACCGCAGCUACACCUAAACGCAGGAAAGUGCAAACAGACUCAAGGCAGGUGGGCUUUACCUCUCACGAAGAGGAGGAAGAGGAGGGCUGUAACAGAGAGGAGGCAGACACAGAGGAAUUUGAGAGUGGAGACGAACACACUAUCAGACUGUCCACAUUAAGGAAAGAGGGCAACCAGACAUCAAGUGGAGUUCAAGAUGCACAGCAAGCUGCCAGCCACACCAGUGCAAUGUGGGAGAGCAGCUACUGGCCGUUACUAAAACAGAAAGUGACGGAUCACUUUUACUGUGGCAAACUCGAUCAAGAAAGUAUUCCAGAAAAAUUCCACUUUGAUGACAAAGAAAUUCUGCUACAUCACCUGAACCUGAGUCCAGCAAGAUGGACCCCCGAUCUCAACUCACAUACACACACACCUGUGGCCUGCACCAGCUACUUUACACUCACAAUACUGGGGCUGAAUCACAAGGCUGCAGUAGAUGUUAUGUUUGUGCCUGUCAUUUCCUCUGAUGAUCCCAGAGCUGCUGGAGUGCCCCACAGUCAACAUGAUAACUCAUUGCUGUCCUGCCUGUCAACGGGACACCUGUGUGUUCAGCCAGAUGGUACCCACCCUGCACCAGGGUCAUUGAUGAGUUUUGCCCCUCAGCUGGAGUCAGAAAGAGUGGUGUGUAUUGUUGAUUUGUGUCUACUUGGAGAGAGCAGAAUAGAAAUGAUCUGCUCCAAACUUUACAAGACAGCAGACAUCUGCCAGGCCGACAGCAGUUAACAAGACGCUACACAUCACAAAAAUAAUCAUGCAAAAUAAAAGUUUUCUGACCAGGUCAGAACUAAUUACAAAUGUGCCAAGGCCAGUAUCGUUGCUAAAAUGUAUUCUGAAUAGCUGAUGUGAGUUCAGUUUGUUGGACUUUAAGGGUAAGUUACAAACUAUUUU